Molecule: messenger RNA, 630 nt
Organism: Sphenostylis stenocarpa
Lineage: Eukaryota; Viridiplantae; Streptophyta; Magnoliopsida; Fabales; Fabaceae
Source: the annotation of a GenBank genome assembly
AUGCGAAACGUUGUUCAUAGUGCCUACAAGUAUGUUUCGGAGCUUUGGCGCAAGAAGCAGUCCGAUGUUAUGAGAUUCUUGCAGCGAGUGAGGUGCUGGGAGUACCGACAGCAACCUUCAAUUGUUCGUUUGACAAGGCCUACUCGCCCAGACAAAGCUCGCCGCCUGGGUUAUAAGGCUAAGCAGGGUUAUGUCGUUUACCGAGUACGUGUUAGGAGGGGUGGCAGGAAGAGACCUGUUCCCAAAGGUAUUGUUUAUGGGAAGCCAACCAACCAAGGUGUUACUCAACUGAAGUUUCAGCGUAGCAAGAGGUCUGUUGCUGAGGAGCGAGCUGGAAGAAAGUUGGGUGGCCUCAGGGUCCUCAAUUCUUACUGGGUGAAUGAGGACUCGACCUACAAAUAUUUUGAAAUUAUUCUGGUUGAUGUUGCCCACAGUGCUGUAAGAAAUGAUCCAAGAAUCAACUGGCUCUGCAAUCCAGUCCAUAAACACAGGGAACUUCGUGGUCUUACUUCUGCUGGAAAGAGCAACAGAGGUUUACGUGGCAGAGGACAUCUGUACCACAAAAAUCGUCCAUCCCGCAGGGCAACCUGGAAGAGAAACAACACCCUUUCUCUUCGUCGUUACCGCUGA